AUGGGCUCGUCCCUCGAUGCCCUCAAUGCGCCGUCCAGCUUGACAAACCGAAGGCCGGCAGCAGCCACGUUGCCCGCCUUUGAGCUACCUGCCCCUCCGGCCUUUCCUACCUUACAUGGAAACAAGUAUCCGGCGCUGUCAAGCACGCUCCAUUUACCGACCACGGCCGCUGUCAGUGUGGGAAACCUACUGACACCGCCCUCCAAUUCUACCUCCGACAGCAGUACAACAUCUUCAGCCAUUCACACUGGUACAACGCCCAAUACUGGCGCGCCCGUUCUACCCUACACGCCCACCUUCUUCAACCCAGCAAAUACACCAGGUUUCCAUACUGGUCUGACUCCUCAGUGGCAAUCCAACCAGUUCUCAGGUUCGCGCUCAAUGUUCUCACCGCCAACUCAACCCCUGUAUCGCCCAAAUACGGGUUCGCCUACAGCUGCUGAAGCCAGUUCACUACCACCACCACCGUAUGAGAUUGCUCCAGGUUCUGCAUAUGGAAUGCCCAUGGGAAUGACUUCAUCUCAUAACGCUAGCCUCUCAUCCCAUCACAUGCUGUCAAAUUCGAUGGUGCCAGUGCGUCCACCUAGCCAGCCGGCACACACGCUUGCCGAAGUGAUGAACAGCAAGCCUGCCUCGGCACCGUCACUAUAUACCAAUGUGUCCCCGGCUCAUGCACCCCAGUCAGCAUACUCAUAUUCUGGCUCAACCCCUGUGUCACAGAGCCCGCAUGCAGCCAACGGCCCAGCUGCGCGUCAGUCUCCUCCUAUGAACCAGCCCAAUCUAUCUUCGAACAACUUCAUUCGUCCCCCAUAUCCAUCAUAUUCCCUACCAGCCAUGCCUGGUCCAACAAUGAGCAACCUCCACAGCCCCGGGUCACAGAUGUCCAUGGUUGGCCACCAGGCCGGCCUUCUUCCUUUACAUUUUAACAGUGGCUACGCCGCGAAUCCGCAUCAGAGCAUUUAUGGCCAAGCACGGACCCAGUCCCCUGCACAAGCUGCACAGAAUGACCGACCAUUCCGAUGCGACAGCUGCCCGCAAUCUUUCCAUCGCAAUCACGACCUGAAAAGACACAAGCGCAUACAUCUAGCAGUAAAACCAUUUCCCUGCCCAUACUGCGAUAAGAGUUUCUCCCGAAAGGACGCUCUCAAGAGGCAUAAGCUUGUCAAAGGUUGUGGCAGCAAAGCAGAUGCCACUGCCAGAGAGGAUGGGGGAAAGUCCGAUUCAGGCGGCAGCGACACCAUGGACGACGGUCCCGGAGCUAUGGCACAAUGA
This is a messenger RNA of Cyphellophora europaea CBS 101466, 1272 nucleotides long. RefSeq lists its product as uncharacterized. The coding region runs from base 1 to 1272 and encodes 423 amino acids. Gene Ontology annotation, molecular function: DNA-binding transcription factor activity, RNA polymerase II-specific; RNA polymerase II cis-regulatory region sequence-specific DNA binding. The record is from RefSeq and is a predicted model, not a curated record. NCBI's taxonomy places the organism in Eukaryota, Fungi, Ascomycota, Eurotiomycetes, Chaetothyriales, Cyphellophoraceae. Gene Ontology annotation, biological process: regulation of DNA-templated transcription. The transcript has 2 exons.